CUCGCUGCGGCGCGGAGUGCCGGGCAGCCCAGGACGGCUGGAGGUUCCCGACGGGAGGAACGGGCUCUGUGAGGUCAGCGCGCCGCGGCCCGGGUCACAAUGCAGCCCGCCCCCUCGACGCCCGGGCCGUGGCGCGCCGCAGACACCUGCCGGGCUCCGCCUGGACCGGAGCGUCCUCCCGCGGCCAGGGGUCGGGCAGCUGCUUCCAGCCUGGGACCGGCCUCGGCCUCCGGCAGAGCGCCCCGGGGCCUGGACAUGAGUGCCCAGGAGCCCUCGCAGGGUCGGAGAUUCCCCAUUGAGGCCGGAGACUCCCCUGGCCUUGCCGCCGCCCCCGAGUCCCAGGACAGCCCGGAGCCGGUAGCCACGGAGCACAACCCGGUCAGGCCGCUUCGACGCUGCCCGGGCUGCCACUGCCUGACACUGUUGCACGUGCCCAUCGACGUCUACCUGGCCAUGGGCGGGAGCCCCCGGGCCCGCGCCACCUGAGGGCGCCUGCGCACGGCGGCUCCCCGGGAGCCGGGCGGGACGAGGCCCGCCGCGGGCCACCACGCUGAGGUCGCGCGCGCCGAGCACGAGACAAUGAUGCACAUUUUAAAAUAAAAGAAUGAUGCACAUUUUAAUAAAGCACAGCAUAAACUGUUCUUUCCA
Messenger RNA from Panthera uncia (snow leopard), 648 nucleotides. It is a transcript of the gene FAM229A, whose product is annotated as family with sequence similarity 229 member A. The transcript is spliced from 3 exons. The record is from RefSeq and is a predicted model, not a curated record. The coding region runs from base 100 to 486 and encodes 128 amino acids. Lineage: Eukaryota; Metazoa; Chordata; Mammalia; Carnivora; Felidae.